Molecule: messenger RNA, 1107 nt
Organism: Drosophila montana
Lineage: Eukaryota; Metazoa; Arthropoda; Insecta; Diptera; Drosophilidae
Exons: 2
Coding region: 65-571 (168 amino acids)
Molecular function (GO): DNA binding
Source: RefSeq, a predicted model, not a curated record
UUACUUAACGAUUGUUGUCAAGCGGCACAUAGAUGGUAUGCUAAAUAUGUAAACAUUGUUCAAAAUGAACAAUCCGCGAGAGCAUCUGCAUUGCAGCAGAAGAGGCUGCAGCUACACUACCAACAGGGCGUAUAACCUAGAGCGACAUGAACGGAAUCAUGACAAGGGCAAGGUACCAAUAUCGCAGUGCCAGCCGUGUCCACACUGCACAUAUGCCGCUGGAUCACUUCAUAAUCUAAUGCGACAUAUAAGUAAAAAGCAUACAGAAACGACGGUAAAAACACAGCAACAGGUUGCAACAGGCCAACAACCAGAUCAACAGAAUGAGAUGCCUACUACAAAGAAGUCCAUGUUGAAUUUAGAACCGCAUCCAAAGCUGGAGCAGACUGUGCAACAGCCACUGGAACAAUCCGCAGAUUCAUCGCUUUGGUUGUGGAGCACGCCGCAGCAACAGGAGAGAAAUUUCCUUAAGCGUAGUGGCCUUAAAGGCGAAUGUACGAUAUUAGAGCGCAGCGUGAAUCUGUUCAAGUAUAUUGUACGCACUGGUGAAAGCUCGAGGAGGAGCUCUUGAUGUGGAUGAAUGGGAUGAUAUCGCAGCAGCACUGGGCCUGCCACCAGGAUCAGGCUGUAGUGUUGGCGUCAAGUACAUGACGGUGAUUUUCGAAUUUGAGAAGAAAGAAGAAGACCGGUUACAAGAAUGCAUAAAAGUUGACGGUGUGCCGCCCUGGUGGGAUGACGGUGAUUUUAUCAACGUCAACAUGAAUUGUUUAUCCGGAGAUUCUGAAAGGUGUAGCCAAGGGUGGAAAGACAUGAAUCCUCAAUCUACUACUGUACAAAAUGCUGUAAUUAAAAUGAUUUACGAUAAGUAUUAUAGGAAUCACUUAAACAAUAGCAAACCGUUUCAACGCUUCUGCGUGAAGGACUCGUGGCUACGAGCUACAAUGUUGAAUUAUCAAGCGCUUAAGUCUCAACUACAUUUAAUACAUAGUUCUGCUUUCUGACUGCCUAAAUUAAUUAGUUAUAACAAUAUUAGUCAGGCUAAGUUAUUUGGUAAGAUCAAAACCGAUGUCAUUAAUUUAUUUAAUAUAUAAGACCAGCAUAUCAAAA